AUGGCUGGUCCGUGGCGACAUGUCGGUAGUGUGUUGGAUGCCAACAGUAUUAUUCCGAAGGGUGACCGUGCCGUCCCAUGGGCCCCGACAGUGGUGGCCGUCGACGGCACUUAUUACUGUUACUACAGCGUGAGCAAGGCAGGAUGUCGGGACAGUGCCGUGGGUGUGGCUACCUCCAAAUCACCAGGCCCAGGCAAGUGGCACGACCACGGUGUGGUUGUGCAGACAGGAACCGGCAACGGAACAGAUGUGUCACCAUAUACCAUCUCCAACGCCAUUGACCCGGCGGCACUGGUCCUACCGGAUGGGUCCGCCUACCUGACAUUCGGAAGCUACUGGACUGGUAUCUAUCAAGUCCCCCUCGGCAAAGACCUCAUCUCUCCGGUCAGCACAACCCAGCCAGAUGCCCGACACCUCGCCUACGAACCGAAUGCAAUCAGCGCACCGAAUCCAAAUGCAAACUCUAUCUGCGGAGAUCCCACGGGUCCACACGCCAUUGAAGGCGCUUUUACUUCAUAUCACGACGGAUAUUACUAUCUCUGGUUCAGCCAUGGACGAUGCUGCGAUCUAGACAGAGGCACGCUACCCGCUGCAGGAUCAGAAUACAGUAUUCGUGUGGGCCGAUCCAAAGACCCCCGCGGUCCAUAUAUUGAUCAAGCUGGAAAGAACUUGGUUGACGGUGGCGGUACGGUGAUCUACGGAUCCAACGCCGAAACUUAUGCCCCUGGCGGGCAAGGUGUGAUUCGAGUCGGCGAUACGGAUAUCCUAUACUACCACUACCAAAACAAAACUGUGGGCCUUGCAUUUUCGGACGCUUUACUUGGGUUUAACCCGUUGAAAUACGUCAAUGGAUGGCCUGUAGUACAGGCAUGA
Penicillium cataractarum is the source of this 873-nucleotide messenger RNA. Its product is annotated as putative endo-arabinanase. Gene Ontology annotation, molecular function: arabinan endo-1,5-alpha-L-arabinosidase activity. The record is from RefSeq and is a predicted model, not a curated record. The transcript is spliced from 3 exons. Bases 1 to 873 code for a protein of 290 amino acids. Lineage: Eukaryota; Fungi; Ascomycota; Eurotiomycetes; Eurotiales; Aspergillaceae. Gene Ontology annotation, biological process: carbohydrate metabolic process.